AUGGUAUUGUUGAAAUCAGUUCUGGCAGCCAUGCCAACAUACUCGAUGUCGUGUUUUAAGCUGCCUCAAUCUUUAGUCAAGCAACUCCAGUCGGUACUUACUAGAUUCUGGUGGGAUCUAUCCCCUGAGAUCCGAAAGAUGUGUUGGGUCUUAUGGGAAAAACUGUCGAUGCCAAAAAACGCUGGUGGACUUGGUUUUCGAGAGAUUGCCCAAUUCAACGGUGCGCUCUUGGCCAAACUCUCGUGGAGGAUACUGAAAAAUCCCAACAGUCUACUAGCGUUGACCCUACUAGGGAAAUAUUGCCAUUCGACCUCCUUCUUGGAAGCCAACACACCAAACGGAGCUUCACAUGGCUGGCGACGCAUUUUGAUAGGUCGCGAUUUGCUGCUGCAGGGAGUAGGCUGGGCACUGGGUUCAGGUAACUCGGUUAACGUGUGGUGUGAACCAUGGUUAUCGACAGACACGCCCACAGCUAUUAUAGGUCCUCCGACACAGGUAUCCCAAAAUUGGAAGGUCAGUGAGCUGAUUGAUCCAGUAUCUGCAGAUUGGGACCUGAACAAAAUAAGAGGGUUAGUACCUCAAUAUGAGGAGGAGAUAUGUUAG
Messenger RNA from Raphanus sativus (radish), 603 nucleotides. RefSeq lists its product as uncharacterized. The coding region runs from base 1 to 603 and encodes 200 amino acids. The transcript has a single exon. The record is from RefSeq and is a predicted model, not a curated record. NCBI's taxonomy places the organism in Eukaryota, Viridiplantae, Streptophyta, Magnoliopsida, Brassicales, Brassicaceae.